AUGCAAAAUCCUCCACCUCGCACACCUCAGCCGGACUUCUUCUACUCCUCCAUUCUCCAAACAACCGUCAAGACCAAGACUCCGGCCAAAAUCCGGCCGGUCCACGCCCGCAUAAUCAAGUCCGGCCUCCACCUCGGCGCCUUCCUCAUGAACACCCUCAUGAACGCCUACGCCAAGUCAAGCUCCCUCUCCGAAGCCCAGAAGGUGUUCGACGAAAUGCCCCUUAGAAACGUCUCCUCAUACAAUACCCUGCUUUCCGCAUACGCCAAACAGGGCAAGACCCGCGAAGCCCUCUCGAUUUUCAACCGGACCCCAGAUCCCGACUCGGUUUCUUGGACCGCUUUGAUAGUCGGGUACAAUCGGAUGGCCCGUUUCGAGGUUUCGUUUCGGUUAUUUUUAGAAAUGAUUAGGAGCGGCGUUUCGCCCACAGAGUACACUUUCACCAACGUUCUUGCCUCGUGCAUGGAGAUUGAAGGGAUCGAUUUGGGCCGGAAGAUUCACUCGUUCAUCGUGAAGCUCAGCCUCUCGGGCUAUAUUUCCGUGUCCAAUUCGUUGCUGAAUAUGUACGCGAAAUCGGGCGAUUUCCGAACGGCGCUAACAGUGUACAAACGGUUCUGGGCCAUGACUGAUCGUGACCUCAUCUCGUGGAACUCAAUGAUAGCGGGCUACAAUCAGUGUGGGCUCGACCAAGAAGCUCUGGAGAUGUUCGUGGAGCUCAAUUUGUCUGAAAUAAGGCCUGAUAGAUACACACUCGCAAGUGUGUUAUCCGCAUGUGCGAAUCUCGAGAGGUUGGAUGCUGGGAAGCAAGUUCAUGCUUUUGUCGUGAAAAACGAACCCGAUUCUCCAGUGCCCGUGUGGAAUUCGUUGAUCUCGAUGUAUUCAAAGUGUGGCCGUGUCGAGACUGCGCAUAAAAUCGUGCUAAAAUGCGGGACGUCUGUGCUAAAUGUUAUAGCUUUUACGGCUUUAUUAGACGGGUAUGUAAAGCUCGGUGAUUUGGGCCCGGCCCGUGAGAUUUUCGACUCGUUGAGUGAUCGUGAUGUGGUCGCGUGGACGGCUAUGAUCGUGGGUUACGCGCAAAAUGGGCUUAAUGAGAAUGCAAUGGAUCUUUUCAGGUCGAUGGUUGAAAACGGGCCCGAGCCCAACAGCUAUACCCUUGCAAUUAUGCUGAGUGUGAGCUCGAACUUGGCUUCUUUAAACCACGGCAAACAAAUACACGCGAGCGCACUAAAAUUAGACAUGGCGCUUUCGGUUUCGGUCAGCAAUGCCCUUAUCAACAUGUACUCGAGGGCUGGAAAUAUCGGCUGUGCGAAAAAGUCGUUUAAUUUAAUAAAAACGAGAAAAGACCCGAUUUCUUGGACCUCAAUGAUAGUCGCCUUAGCCCAGCACGGUUUUGCGGACGAGAGUUUACAACUGUUCGAAGAAAUGUUGUUAUUAGAUAUCAAACCCGACCAUAUAACGUACAUUGGAGUCCUCUCGGCUUGUACGCACGCAGGUUUAGUCGAGAGGGGCCGUUAUUAUUUCGAUAAAAUGCGUGACUCGCAUGGAAUCGAGCCCACUUUGAGUCACUGCGCGUGCAUGAUCGACCUUUUUGGCCGAGCGGGAUUAUUGCGCGAAGCGCAAGAUUUUAUCGAGAAAAUGUCGGUCGAGCCCGAUGUAGUCUCGUGGGGCUCGCUUUUGGCUUCGUGCAGAGUUUAUAAAAACGCGGAGCUCGCGAAAUUCGCGGCCGAGAAAAUUCUAUCCAUCGAGCCGGAGAACAGUGGGGCCUACUCGGCUCUGGCGAAUGUGUACUCGGCGUGCGGAGAAUGGGAAGAGGCGGCCAAAAUUAGGAAGUCGAUGAGGGAUAGGAGAGUUAAGAAAGAACAGGGUAUUAGUUGGCUGCAGAUUAAGAACCGAGUUCACGUUUUUGGGGCGGAAGACUCGGUUCAUCCUGAAAGGGAUUCGGUUUUUCGGAAGGCGGACGAGAUAUGGGAGGAUAUUAAGAGGAUGGGUUUUGUGCCGGACUUGGGUUGCGUUCUGCACGAUUUGGAUCGGGAGCUGAAGGAGCAGAUUCUGAAGUAUCAUAGUGAAAAACUGGCGAUUGCGUACGGGUUGUUGAGUACGCCGAAGAAUAGUACGUUGAGGAUCAUGAAGAAUCUCAGGGUGUGUAAUGACUGUCAUUCGGCGAUCAAAUUUGUGUCGAAAUUGGUCGAUCGGGAGAUAAUCGUCCGGGAUGCGACGCGUUUUCAUCAUUUUAAGGAGGGUUUGUGUUCGUGCGGGGAUUAUUGGUGA
Molecule: messenger RNA, 2268 nt
Organism: Striga asiatica
Lineage: Eukaryota; Viridiplantae; Streptophyta; Magnoliopsida; Lamiales; Orobanchaceae
Source: the annotation of a GenBank genome assembly